AUGACAUUGAAACGUUCAUCAGGUGUCUUCUCACAAAGUUCGUUAUUUUCAUCACUCACUUCAGUACUGUAUCGAAUGUUUCACAUACGUUCUAAUCAAAGACGUAAUAUUUUUCUUAAUAUUUUAUCAUUAAUUGGAGCAUAUUGGAUUAUCACAACAUUGAUCUCACUUUCUAAUCAAAAUAUUGGUGGUUAUGUACAGAAACGCGGACUACUGUUAAAAGAACCGGUUGGUCGAGAGUUACAAUUGCAAGAAGAAGGUUAUAUUGCAGUGGACGAUUCUAAACAACAACAACAACAACAACGACAAAUUAGUAAUAACAAAAGUAGAAAUGAAAAUUUACAAAUACUUCGAAUUUAUGGAAAUCUUCCGGAAUUGAUGGCAAAUGAGAAAUUAAAGAAAUUAAAACGAGAAGAUGAAAUUAUUGAGGAAGAUAAUAAUGGAUUAGAAAAGCCUAAUAUUCCACAACCAAAACGUUUCGUUUAUAUGGAAGGUAGUCCAAUUUAUAAACAAGGUGAUCCAAAUCAACCUGGUGAACUUGGUGCUGGUGUAAAAAUUGAUAGAAAGAAAUUAUCACCAGAAGAGCGUAAAUUAUUUGACGAAGGAUUUAAACGAAAUUCUUUUAAUGAAUAUGCAUCAAAUAUGAUUUCGAUACAUCGAUCACUUCCAAAUAAUACUGAUGAAUUAUGUCAAAAAGCAUCUUAUCGAGAUGAUUUACCAGAUACAUCGGUGAUUAUUUGUUUUCAUAAUGAAGCUUGGUCAGUACUUUUGCGCACAGUACAUAGUGUAUUGGAGCGAACACCUGUUCAUCUACUUAAGGAAAUUAUCCUAGUCGAUGAUUUCUCCGAUUUUGAUCAUCUAAAGAAGCCAUUAGAAGAUUAUAUGAGUCAAUUUGGUAAAGUUCGAAUUAUAAGGUUGGAAAAUCGGAUGGGUUUGAUUCGUGCUCGUCUUAGAGGUGCAUCGGUAGCAACCGGCAAAGUAUUAACUUAUUUGGAUUCACACUGUGAAUGCAUGAAUAGAUGGCUUGAACCAUUGCUAGAUCGAAUAGCGCAAAAUUCCACAAAUGUUGUAACACCUGUAAUUGAUACAAUUAAUUUGGAAACAUUACAAUAUCAUUUAUCAAGUCAUCAUCGAUUAAGUGUUGGUGGAUUUAAUUGGGGUCUUGUUUUUAAUUGGCAUUUAUUGCCUGAUCGUGAUUAUCAUGCGAUGAAAUCACGGAUUGAUCCGAUACCAUCACCAACAAUGGCUGGUGGAUUGUUCUCGAUUGAUCGAGAAUAUUUUGAGAAACUUGGUGGUUACGAUCCUGGUUUUGAUAUUUGGGGUAGUGAAAAUCUUGAAAUAUCAUUUAAAAUAUGGAUGUGUGGAGGACGUUUAGAAGUUGUACCAUGUAGUCAUGUUGGUCAUAUUUUUCGUAAAAAAUCACCUUACAAGUGGAGAAGAGGUGUUAAUGUACUACAAAGGAAUAAUAUACGAUUAGCAGAGGUAUGGUUAGAUGAAUAUAAAGAAAUUUAUUACAAUCGAAUCAAUCAUAAGCUGAUAGACUAUGGUGAUAUAUCAGAACGUAAAAAAUUACGUGAACGUUUAAAGUGUCACUCAUUUAAAUGGUACUUGGAUAAUGUAUUUCCAGAUUUAUUUCUACCAUCAGAAGCAAUUGCUAGUGGUGAAAUUCGUAAUCUUGGUAAUCGAAAGUAUUGCGUGGAUCAUGAUGUUGGUCGAAAUGUUGUAAAUGAUAGUGUUAUACCAUAUCCAUGUCAUUUGCAAGGUGGUAAUCAGUUUUGGAUGUUAAGUAAAACAGGUGAAAUACGACGGGAUGAAUUCUGCAUUGAUUAUACGGGUCGUGGUUCACCGGUAACUUAUGAAUGUCAUAAUUCUAAAGGCAAUCAACUUUGGGAAUAUAAUCAUGAGACUGGUCGAUUGUAUCAUCCAAUAUCACGUUAUUGCUUAACAUUAAGUGAUGAUGAUAAGAUGUUAGUGAUGCGAGAUUGUGAUGAUAAGAAUGGACGACAACGAUGGAGGUUUCAACAUUUCAAUGAAACAUUAGCUGCACAAGCAGUUUAA
Brugia malayi is the source of this 2058-nucleotide messenger RNA. RefSeq lists its product as uncharacterized. The record is from RefSeq and is a predicted model, not a curated record. Gene Ontology annotation, cellular component: Golgi apparatus. The coding region runs from base 1 to 2058 and encodes 685 amino acids. The transcript is spliced from 14 exons. NCBI's taxonomy places the organism in Eukaryota, Metazoa, Nematoda, Chromadorea, Rhabditida, Onchocercidae.